This is a messenger RNA of Oppiella nova, 1878 nucleotides long. The record is from the annotation of a GenBank genome assembly. Lineage: Eukaryota; Metazoa; Arthropoda; Arachnida; Sarcoptiformes; Oppiidae.
AUGGACGCACUCAUCGACGAAACCUUACCGCUAUACCCCGGGGCCGUAACCAUAGAGAGACUUUCCUCGGAGAACUACGAACUCAAGGGCACCGGUAUUACCAUCAAAAAGGGUCACGUGGUGCACAUCCCAACCUACGCCAUACACAGAGACCCGGAUAACUUUGCCGAUCCCGAAGUGUUUAGACCGGAAAGGUUUUUGUCGGAAAAUAUAGCCCACAAUCCCUAUACGUAUCUACCAUUUGGUGCCGGCCCUCGAAACUGUAUUGGCAUGCUAUUAACUAAGUUGGAGAUUAAAUUAGCCCUGAUCAACCUAGUUGAUAGAUACGUAUUACACGCUACAGAGUCCUUACAUACAGUUCCCGACAUCUGCAGCGACUUAUUAUGUACUCCCGAAUCAAACGCCUGGACCCAACUGUCCGGACACACUUUGGGGGCAAUAUUCUGCAAACACCGUCGUAACGUUCCCAUAGCUUUAGCCGAGAAGUUGAUUGAGUCGACGGAGGAUAUCAAUGAGAAGCAACGAUAUGUGACUGAAUUGCAGCGCCUAUUAAGCGGCCGCCAAUAUAUGGACAAACAUUUCGCUGAUUUCGUGAAUAGUAUUAAACAUUUAAUUGACACCAAAAACAUUGACGUCCUUAACGGACAGGAAAGCCUCAAUAACAGAGAGUGCUAUCGAAAGUUUGUGGACACUUUCAAUGAGAAGUGCUUCAAUAUUAACCAGAAUACCUAUGCGUUUGGAAAACUGCAAACAUUUGUGAAUAUUUGCGAGAAUCUGAUUGAAUCGAGUUAUGUAGACAACGCGGUUGAGCACCUGGCUAAUGUGUACCACGCGUACCAAAUAGUCAAAUCGCAUGGCAUACCACAGAAAAAUAUUAUCGUUUUCCACUACGAUGACCUCGCUUAUAACAAGGUUAACCCUACACCCGGUAUCGUAGUCAACACACUCGGUGGACCCGAUGUCUAUCACGGAGUACCCAAGGAUUAUACCGGACAUGAGGUCAACCCAAUGAACUUUGUGGGCGUACUUAAGGGUGAUAAAACACUAAAGAAAUAUAACAAAAAAGUGUUAGAAAGUGGACCCAACGACCAUGUUUAUAUCUAUUUCAUUGACCAUGGUGAUGAUGAUGUAAUACUGUUCCCAACGGAGUAUUUAUAUGGAGAGGAGCUGAAUGAGGCCCUAAAAUAUAUGCACCAAAACCACAUGUUUGCCAAAUUGGUGUUUAAUAUGGAAACGUGUCACUCAGGCUCAAUGUUUGAAAAGUUGUUACCGAAAGAUAUCAAUGUUUACGUGACAACAUCGACUAAACCCGAUGAAUUGAGCUAUGUCACCUAUUAUGAUGAACUCCGAAAGACCUACCUUGGUGACUAUUAUAGCGGUGCUUGGUUAGAAAACAGUGAGACCCAAGAUUUGGAUAAAGAAACUUUACAAGCUCAGUUUGAGUACCUCAGCAAAAAUGUGACCACCUCGACACCGCAGCAAUAUGGUGAUGUUUCAAUUGCUAAAUUACCAGUGUCACAAUUCUUUGGUAAUAAGCCCACAGGUUAUAUACCAAGUAAGCCGGUAUAUACUAAUGAUGCUGACAGGGAGGUGGUUAACCCUCGAGAUGUACCUGUGCUAUUGGCACAGAAAAAUAUUGCCUCCACUAAUGAUAUCAAUGAGAAACAAAAGUAUGCGAAAGAGUUGGAGUCUAUACUGAAAGGUCGCGAAUACGUGGAUAACGUGUUCAAUGAAUACGUGAAUAGUAUUCAACACUUAAUGCCAAACAUCGCAACCAAUGCUAUACUCCAUACGAAACAAGAGCUCAAUAAUAGACACUGUUAUCGACAACUGGUCGACACUUUCCACCAAAACUGCUUUAAUUUGAAUCAAGNCUAG